Messenger RNA from Apus apus (common swift), 3371 nucleotides. It is a transcript of the gene GFM2, whose product is annotated as GTP dependent ribosome recycling factor mitochondrial 2. Gene Ontology annotation, molecular function: GTPase activity; GTP binding; translation elongation factor activity. Gene Ontology annotation, cellular component: mitochondrion. Lineage: Eukaryota; Metazoa; Chordata; Aves; Apodiformes; Apodidae. The transcript is spliced from 21 exons. Bases 238 to 2571 code for a protein of 777 amino acids. Gene Ontology annotation, biological process: ribosome disassembly; mitochondrial translation. The record is from RefSeq and is a predicted model, not a curated record.
GCGGGGACAGAAAGAAGGAGCGCGCCUUCCGGCAGGAUGGCGGCUGUGCUGCCCGGGGCGCGGCCCGGCCCCGCGCGUCGCGCCCUGCCCCGCGCCUGCUGAAGCUCCGCGUCCUGUGCGGGAGGCGGCGGGGCUGGGCGGCCGGGACUGCGGGCGGGUCCGCUCCCGCCCUGCUCUGCGGGCCCGCGAGGGCAGCUGCCGCGCUGUGAGAGAACAGCUUUAGAGAGAGAUGCCAGAAUGCUGAGAAUUAUGAGGAAAUUUUCGGUGAACCCAUUGAAGUUCUCAAGUUUGUGCAAUGAGCAUUUCUAUUUCAGGAAGACAAAAAUGAGAGUCCUAAGUGUGAUACCACAAAAAUGUGGUCUAAGGAACUAUAGUUCUCCACCAGGAGAUGUUAAAUCUCUGCGUUCUGUCAUUAAUCCUCAUAUAUCCAGAAUCCGAAACAUUGGCAUCAUGGCCCACAUUGAUGCAGGGAAAACUACAACAACAGAGAGAAUGCUGUAUUAUUCUGGAUACAUAAGGACACUUGGAGAUGUUGAUGAUGGGGACACAGUGACAGAUUUUAUGGUACAGGAGCGAGAACGUGGUAUUACCAUUCAGUCUGCUGCUGUUACGUUUGACUGGAAGGACUUCAGAAUCAAUCUGAUUGACACCCCAGGUCAUGUGGACUUCACUGUGGAAGUUGAGCGUUGCUUGAGAGUCCUGGAUGGAGCUGUGACAGUGUUUGAUGCUUCAGCUGGUGUUGAGGCCCAAACACUGACAGUGUGGAGACAAGCAGACAAACAUCAGAUACCACGGAUUUGCUUUUUGAACAAGAUGGACAAAAACAGGGCAAGUUUUAGGUGUGCUGUUGAGAGUAUCAAACGAAAGUUGAAUACAAAACCUUUGCUUUUACAGUUGCCCAUUGGGGAAGCCAAGACCUUCAGAGGACUGGUUGAUGUGGUGACUAAGGAACAAAUAAUUUGGAAACCUACUUCUGAUAUGGAUGAUGGAAAAAAAUUUGAGCAAAAGCCACUGCUGGAGGCUGAUGAUCCCAACCUAUUCCAAGAAGUCCAGGAUGCCAGAAAUACCUUAAUAGAACAAGUUGCAGAUCUGGAUGAUGAAUUUGCUGAACUGGUUCUUGGAGAACAUAGUGAAAAUUUUGACUUUAUACCAGCUGACAAGUUACAGUCUGCUAUCCGCAGAGUCACGCUAGCACAGAAGGCAGUGCCCGUGCUCUGCGGCAGCGCGCUGAAGAACAAAGGAGUGCAGCCCUUACUGGAUGCUGUCACUAUGUACUUGCCUGCACCUGAUGAGCGUUCCUACCCGUUUCUACAAUGGUACAAGGAUGACUUGUGUGCCCUGGCGUUUAAAGUUCUCCACGAUAAAUGUCGUGGACCACUAGUUUUCGUUCGCGUUUACUCGGGUUCACUGAAACCUCAAUCGGCUGUAUAUAAUAUUAACAAAAAUUGCAUUGAGAGAAUGAGCCGGCUGCUUCUGCCUUUUGCUGAUCAGCAAAUUGAAAUACCAUCGCUAAUGCCUGGCAACAUUGCCCUUACUGUUGGGUUGAAGCAGAGUGCCACUGGAGAUACCAUAGUGUCAUCAAAGGCUUCAGCAGUAGCUGCAGCACGCCGAGCUGGAAGGGAUGCUGGGGGAGAGAAGAGGUCUACCAGUGAUGUAGAGAGCCUUCUGCUGGCAGGCGUUGAGAUCCCUGACCCUGUCUUCUUCUGUACAAUUGAACCGCCUUCAGUGGCCAAACAACAAGACUUGGAUAACGCAUUGAGCUGCCUUCAACGUGAAGAUCCAAGUUUAAAAGUGAAGCUAGAUCCUGACACAGGACAAACUAUUCUUUGUGGCAUGGGAGAGCUGCACAUAGAGAUCAUUCAUGACCGAAUCAAACGUGAAUAUGGAAUUGAGACUUAUUUGGGACCUCUUCAGAUAGCAUACAGAGAAACCAUUCUAAAUGCUGCCCAAGCUACAGAUAUAUUGGACAAAACAGUAGGAGAUAAACGACACUUUGUAACUGCAGAGUUAGAGGUGAGGCCCAGGUUAGGGGAGAGAGCAAGGACAAAACCUGUCAUUGAGUAUUCUGCGAGUGUCAUUGAAGAACUACCCAAAGAACUCCAAGGAGCUGUAGAAAAUGGCAUCACAAAUUCAUGCAUUCAAGGGCCCUUGCUUGGGUUCCCAGUUCAGGAUAUAGAUGUGACAGUGCAGUCACUGACGGUGCAUCCUGACACUUCCCACACAAUGGUAUCAGCCUGUGUCUCCCGUUGCAUGCAAAAGGCUUUGAAGAAAGCUGGUAUACAAAUACUGGAGCCCGUGAUGAACCUAGAAAUCACAGUGGGUGAAGACCAUCUCAGUGCAGCACUCACUGACCUUGCACAGCGGAGAGGCAGCGUUCAGGAAAUCCAGAGUCGUCAAGAUAACAGAGUUGUGAUUGCUGCUGUCCCACUAGCAGAGAUGAUGGGCUACUCAACAGUUCUGCGUUCUCUAACAUCAGGCUCAGCCACCUUCACUUUGGAGCUCGCCAGUUACCAAGCCCUGAACAGUCAAGAACAAAGUGCACUUCUUCAGAGGAAGAUGGGAUUGGUGUGAUAGCUUUACUCUGUAGAACAACAAUGAUAUUUUCUAUCCUCCCUGUUAAAUAUUUUCAGGAGCCUAUUUAUGUACACCAGUAUGUUCUUCUGGGACCAACUGGUUGUGGUAAAAGAUGAAUUAGUAUGUGUAUGAGUAGACAGGACUUUUAACUGCCCAACAGAAGGCACAGCCCUGUAAUUGCAAAGCAGCUGAACUAGAGGUGCAACCACCAUUUGCUGCUUUGUAAAUUCUUACCUUACAGCUGUCUGAAAUAAGUGAUGCAAAUCCUCUUCACAGAAAUAAGCACCAGGUACAUCUUAAUGUGCCACUAGGACCGUUUUCUUUCUUUAAGUAAGGUUUGUGACGUUUAUCUCUAUAAAUUAAGUAACUUUACAGUUCUGGCAGGCUGUAUUGUGAUUUGUUUUCAGACGAGUAAAAUAAUAUGGUUAAUAAGCAUCUUAAACUCUAACCCAACAUAUUACUUCCUAUUUUGUUAGAAACCAGUUUGAACCGGAGUUCAGGACUGGGUGUAACUUCUACCUGAGUUUGCUUUAGCAAAAAAAUGGAAUGAAUACUUCUGCAAAUUGAGUAAGAUCUGUGCAAAACAGUAUCAGAAAGGCAGAGCUCUCUCAGAACACUGAUCCCUACCUACCAUCUUGGAGUAUGUUGAGGGACGAUUGGUUUUGACCCUUACGAACAAGUGAUGCAAGAUGGAGUGGUUCUGAGUUGCCCUGUGUUACAAAUCAGCAAUUUACUGGUUCCACAGAAAAGUAGCAAAUCAUAAGAUACUUUGAAAUAAAAAGGUAUUUUGUUCUUUA